Ylistrum balloti is the source of this 1365-nucleotide messenger RNA. RefSeq lists its product as uncharacterized. The record is from RefSeq and is a predicted model, not a curated record. Bases 1 to 1365 code for a protein of 454 amino acids. The transcript is spliced from 5 exons. Lineage: Eukaryota; Metazoa; Mollusca; Bivalvia; Pectinida; Pectinidae.
AUGCCGAAAUGCGAAUUGUUUUAUUUUAAUGUUUUUGUAAAUGGACAUCCUCUGAAAGAGUACACCAUCGGUUCUGAGUUCUACAUUGAAUCUGACCUUCAUACAGAGUCGUCGUAUUGCAUUGAGGAGCAGGAUGCCGAAGGAAACACACAGAGGUACCCUGUGACACCUUUCAGUAUCCAUGGGUGCAUUAACAACACAUACGACUUCCCUAUGUACCUGAAGCUGUGUGUUGAUGGGCAGCAGAUUUGGAUGAAACCUUUUCCUCCACACAAGAAAGAGGUGUUUCGGGUAAAGGGAUACAAACACCAACAUGUGAUUCGGGAGCUGCUCUUUACACUACCCAGGAUGGAUGAAAGUCAUUCACCUCAAAAAAAGAGACAGAAGAGUGGUGAUAAGUCCACAACAGAGAGUGAAGCUGAUAACUUGCAGGGUACCAUUAGCAUGCAGUGUAUAGAAGCAAAGGCAGUUGGUACAUUUACCACCUGUGGAACCACAUUCUUAGAAGCCAGAUCAGCAGAGCUGUCUUCAUGCCCAAGCUUAUGUCAGUCAUCGAAGAAACAUGUGUAUUUUCUGUAUGUUUCAGGAAAUGUUGGUGUUUCAACCCGAGAAGGCCGAAGUCUAUAUCAUGUAAGCCAAGACCACAACAGAAGGAAAACAAUGGUGAGGUACAAAGUAGGCCAGCACCAUUUUGAAGGAGUAGUUAUAAAGUACCGCCCUCGCUACACACUUCAGGAGCUGGGCAUAACAGACGAGGCCUGGAACUCUAUCAACACCUCCAGGCAGAAAUCUCAAAACAUAGAUACAAAUGAUUCCAAAUCAAAUGUUAAACAACAAGGAGCAGACGAAGAGGUUGGUAAUGAGAAUGUAGAUCCAAACGUCAAUGAACCUCUAGAUUUUACUGACAAGUUCAGGAAAAUGAAUUGCUACACCCCAACACCAAGCUCUGGAUCAGCUGAUCAGGAAUCUCAAGGCAUUAAUGGUGGACGUUUAUUCUGCCUAUCACCUCGUGCUAAACAUAAAAUGUCUGUAGAUUCCCCUUCUGCCAUGAAAAUGCACAUGAACUCCCCAGCUGAUUUUCAGAAAUUGAAUAUCUUCUCACCAAGUGAUAGCAAUAAAGUUGGAAAAACAGAUGUAAACUCACCAUCGGAACUACUGCAUAAAUCUCAACGAAGAUGUGUUCAGGUGGAAAAACAGUUAAAGGAUGACGACAAUAAGCAGUUCCGACUGAUUGAAAUCGAUGACGAUGUACAGAUUCUUGAGGAGGUCGAUGAUGAUGUCAUCUGGAUGGGUGAUGAUAGCUGCUGUUUCCUCGAUAUCUCGGAACCGGACAUCUCCAUGGUGGACCUGAGCGAGGACAUAUAG